AUGCCUGUCACACUAGGCUUGCAGAGUCGAUUUGGACAGCUUCCAGCGGGGCCUCUUCUCGUUCCUACUUCUAUCUCCGCAUCCAAAUACGCCCGCGAGCAGAGACACCUCCUUUGCCCUUGCCAGGGCAUCCACGUCACGAGAAGCCCCUCCCCCCCGCCCACCCCUCCAUCCUCCCCCUCUUCCUCUUCCUUACCGACUCCCGCACCCUCAACACACGCCGUCAUGGCGCGCUUACUCUACCGCAUCCUCCGCGUAGUGAAUUUCGUUGGUUCAGUAGAAGAGUCGCAGCUGCGCGGCGCGAUGCGCAGUUCCGCCGUCAUGUCUCGCCUGCAGUCCAUGAUAGCCGCCGACCUUGACAAGCCACUAUCUUACGCCCUCCCCCUCACUGGAAACGCCAUGGCGCCUCUCCUCAACGCCGACGUCCCUGACAUGAACGCCGUCGCCGACCGUCUCAUCAUUCGCCGCCUUUCAGGUAACACCCAGUCCUUCCUCAAUUGCGUCUACGUUAAUGAUGUUGUCGUCAUCCGCGACCCUAACGACGCGAGGAGGAAGUACGUCAGAAGGAUUGCCGGUUUAGAAGGCGCCCACAUGGCUAGCGAUAAUGACGAUGACCCGUCGUUCCGCGUCCCCCCGCGCCACUGCUGGGUCGCACGCGACAAUCAGGAUGCGACUGCCGCGCCAGACUCAACAUUAUUUGGUCCCCUGUCGCUGGAUUAUAUCAUUGGCCGUGUCAUGUACGCCAUACGCAGCGCGACCGACCACGGUCGCGUCCCCAACUCGUCGUAUGCCAUGGCUAGUGAUUCCAUCGUCUUGGCGCAGGAGCCAAUUACUAUGCAUCUGCACCCCCCUCCAGAAGAAAAGUCUUCCGCACAGGGAAAGGGAGGCCCCCUUGAAAAACUUUUGGUAACUAGCAUCUGUCGUAUUGAAAGCUCCCUCUUCCGCCUCCUCCUGUGUUUGUCGUCUCGAUGA
Molecule: messenger RNA, 972 nt
Organism: Chondrus crispus (carragheen)
Lineage: Eukaryota; Rhodophyta; Florideophyceae; Gigartinales; Gigartinaceae
Exons: 3
Coding region: 1-972 (323 amino acids)
Molecular function (GO): serine-type endopeptidase activity
Source: RefSeq, a predicted model, not a curated record